UCUGUUCUGUUUCCUGUUCUGAUGUAGACCACAUGAACAUGCAGAAGACAGCACCGGACCGGAACCAGAAACCUGUCAUCCCCAAGGUCCGAUACCACCCGUCCAUCCAGACCCAGACACCCGGAGACAAAGCCAGGAUGAGCCAAAGUCCAGAAACCAGACAUGCUGCCAGACACACCCCUAAGACCGGGACUGACAAUGAGGUGGUCCAGAACCGGGCCGCUGACAGGACACCUCAGGUUAGUCCAGGUCCGGCUGUGAGACCACGUCAGAGGGCUCAGAAACCAGAUCAGAACCCGGUCCAGGGAGCUGUGACAGGUCCUCAAGCACCAGGCCAGCUCGCUAACAGAACCCCUCCCAGUCCAGAGCUGGUUCCUCUGGUUCUGGGGGCCCGGUUGGACCGGAGCGUUGUGGAGGAAGUGGAGGUUCUGACCCGCGGACAGAGUAACAAUGAAGACUGGUUCAGGUGGAGGAAGAACCGGAUCACGGCCUCCGUGGCUCACCGCAUCGCUCACUGCCGCUUUGUUAACGGCAAGAGCAAAACCCCGCCCACCUCCUACCUGACUGCCAUCACAGGUGAAGGUCCGAGGGUCCAGACCCGAGCCAUGAGCUGGGGCAUCACGAAGGAGGCCGAGGUGGUCCGCAUGUAUCAGAGACAGAAGACGUCCUCGGGUCGGCCCGUCCAGGUUCUGGACUGCGGCCUGUUCAUCGACGAUCAGCGGCCCUGGUUGGCUGCGAGUCCUGACGGCAUCGUGACGGACAGCCGGACCGGCCAAUGGCUGCUCUGCCUGGAGGUCAAAUGUCCCUACAAACACAGACAUGGACGGGUGGAGGACGCCUGCAGGGACGACCCCGCCUUCUGUCUGGAGAUACGAGACGAGGAGGGACGGAAGCCUGGACAGCCCCCGGCAUACCGCCUGAAGACGUCUCACAGUUACUUCACACAGAUUCAGUGUCAGCUGGCGGUGACCGGUCUGCGUCAGGCCGACCUCGUCGUCUUCACCCUGAAGGAGCUCGGCGUCGUCCCGGUGACCUUUGACCCCGUCUUCUGGGAGGACACGGUGUCCAAGCUGCAGGUGUUCUACAGGGACGCCGUCCUGCCUCACCUGAACCAGGACACUGCUCUGAGACCGGAGACGUAGAGACGGGCCGUGUCCUUGAACGCCUCGCGUCCUGUCACUCUCGUGGUGUGUUCAGGUGCUCCUCGGAGGAUCACGUCUCCUGGCUUUGGCGUGUUGACGGACUCCUGGACUUCUUUCACAUGUUCACGUGUUUCUGAACACGCAUGUUUAGAAACGUUUGUGUGUGUAACACCUGAUGUAACCACCAGGGGGAGUGUGUUUGUGUUUACGGAUGAGCUGCAGGUGUGUUCAUUAGGUCAUGUGAUCAGGUGAGGUCAGCAGGUGUGUUCAUUAGAUCAGGUGGUCAGGUGAGGUCAGCAGGUGUGUUCAUUAGAUCAGUGUUUUUCAACCUUUUUUGAGCCAAUGAUACUCUGCAGCCGUCUAAUAAUACAAUAUAAUCAUUCUUAUCAAAGUGUCUUGAAUAGGAAUCAAAUAAACACAAAAACUAUUU
Larimichthys crocea (large yellow croaker) is the source of this 1572-nucleotide messenger RNA. RefSeq lists its product as uncharacterized. NCBI's taxonomy places the organism in Eukaryota, Metazoa, Chordata, Actinopteri, Sciaenidae. The record is from RefSeq and is a predicted model, not a curated record. The transcript has 4 exons. Bases 33 to 1142 code for a protein of 369 amino acids.